UAUAACUUAACGUCUUUAUCGCUGGUCAAUUUUGAUAAACGCGUGCGGAACCCGGAAGUUGCAACAGAGUGAGACGUCCGUGCUCUUCUUCCUCCUUGUCGCAAACUGUCGUUCCUUUCCGCUCUGCAUGUAUUCCUUCUGCAGUAAUGGACUCUAAACACUGGGCGAAGGUCCGCUAACCACAAGUUGCGACAUUUCUAGGCAGGAAUGAGACUCCAUCACCCCUGAGCUCAAGAUGAGAGAGUGGUGGGUUCACGUGGGUUUGAUCUGCAUCCCGCUGGUGGCCGUCUACCUUCACAUCCCGCCCCCUCAACUGUCACCUUCCCUGCAGAAGUGGCACAGUGCCGGUGAGGUGUUUCACUUCAGAGGCAGGGAAAUCUUCUACAGAGAUUCCUAUGGUGCUUUGGGAAGCUCUGAUGUCAUCAUUCUGCUCCAUGGCUUCCCUACGUCCAGCUUCGACUGGAACAAGAUCUGGGAGCCACUCAUUCAGCGCUUCCAUCGAGUCAUUGCACUGGACUUCCUGGGUUUUGGCUUCAGUGACAAGCCACGACCCCACAGGUACUCCAUCUUCGAGCAGGCCAGUGUGGUGGAGGCCCUGGUGGCUCACUUGGGUCUGAGCAACCAGCGAGUCAAUCUGGUGUCCCAUGACUAUGGAGACACUGUGGCCCUGGAGUUGCUCUACAGAAGUGACCAAAACCGCACAGGUCACCUGAUCUUCAACAGCCUGUGUCUUUCCAAUGGAGGAUUAUUCCCAGAAACACAUUACCCACGUUUGCUGCAGACGCUACUGAAGGACUCUAGUUUUCUGGCUCCACUUCUGACGCGUCUCACCAACUAUAAGAUCUUCCAAAAAGGGAUCGGAGACGUGUUCGGUCCGUACACGCAGCCCACAGACGCUGAGUUCUGGGACAUGUGGACAGGUUUACGCUACAACGAUGGCAACUUAGUGUUAGACAGUAUUCUGCAGUUCAUCAACCAGAGAUUAAAACACAGAGAGCGAUGGGUGGGCACCCUCACUUCCACCAUCGUCCCACUGCACAUGAUCUACGGACCCCUGGACCCUGUCAACCCUCAUCCUCAGUUCAUCCGUCUUUACCAGCAGCUGGUCCAGAGGUCGACGAUCACCAUCUUGGAUGAACACAUCAGUCACUAUCCUCAGCUGGAAGAUCCCUCCGGCUUCCUCAAUGCAUAUUUCAAUUUUAUCCACUCUUUCUGAGAGGUUACCAAAUGCGAAACACCCCGUGUUCGUGAAUGAAUUCAGACUCUUAACACGCCGUCUGGUACUUUUGCAGCACUUAUUCAAAGUGAUAAAAGGUCACACGUGACGCCAAGACCUUUCCUAAUGAUUUUAAUUAGGAGUUAUGCCGUCACUAAGCUGCGACUUAUGCAUCAGUUUGAGAUUUAAUCACCAGUGAUGGGCUAAUUUACCAGCAUCAAUUCCUAAAUUGUCAAUUAAUACCAUGGAAAACAUCUAAUGUGAGCUAGAAACAUGAAUAAUUGUACUUAUUGCAAGUGAAUGACUAAUCUGAUGGUGACAGUGUUCAUUUAUGGAUCAUCUUUCAGCAUGAUACUGAAAGUUAUGUUGGGUUGUGUGAUUAUUGGACACAUCUGUCCUGCACAGCUGCAUUCUGAGUGAAUUUAUUCUGAAUGAUUUUCUACAUUUCUCUUGUCAAUGAAAUGCCUAAAUGUCAGCAUUUCUUUAAAUAAAACUAGUUUUGUAAAAUAAAAAAAAAAGUGUCUGAAUGAGUAAAACUUGAUGUAUUUUGACAGUCAGAAUUUAUUGAAGAUUUGACAGAAGAAUAUUCUUACUGCAAAGAAAACACAAGAACCAGCAGAAAGUAUAAAGACAGAGUGAAGAAACACUUUCUAGAAGUGAUAAAAUGUUGUUUUUCAGGUUGGAUGGUGUCAGCAUAAUAAACACAAUAUCAUUAUAUAUUUUACUUUUAGAGUUGUGUAAAACAAGUAAGUGGCGUCUCAGAGAGUUUGUCGUGCAGAGAUGAAAGGUCCUGUGGUUCGUUGACAGGAAGCGCCACCGCGGGGGUUUUAGCCCACCGAGGCCAGGAUGACGUCAACGACCGUCUCUUCACUACUGCGUACCGUCACCUGCAUGGUGACGCCGUCAGCCAGCGCCAGGCGAGCACGAACCAACACAUCGUGACAUCCCCGGAACACACCUGAGAAGAGAGGGAGGGAGAGCUGUCAGAAGCCAAUCAAAGCACACCUGGCAUUUAAAUUUAGGGAUGACUUUUUUCGACAUGCUAUACUAUGACCGUUUUUUGACUUUUUUUAAUUGCUUUUUUUCAACAUACUAUAUUAUGACAUUCUUUAACAUUUGGAAUCCACUAAAUGAUAUCUGCUACUUGUAGUUACGGCAUUUGAUGUCUAAAAAUAUCUUUAAGUUGCAUGAGAGACAAAAUAACAAUUUUAAUGAAGCAAUCUUUUUUUUUAAAAAGACCAAACUGUGACCAAAACCAUCCUGACAUUCAACACCCACCAGCGAGGAAGAGGACAUGCGAGUUCUUGUUUUCGGGGACUUUGUCAGAGCGCUCGCAUGGCUGCAUUCCCAGGAAGCUGAUGAUGUUACCCACCGCCUCUGUACAAAAAGAAAACAGACGAGUCAAGUAAGACACUGGGUCUCAGUUAGUGCAUAGAGCCUCAAUCACAUGUUUUGUAGAAAUGACGACUAAAACAAAC
Anarrhichthys ocellatus (wolf-eel) is the source of this 2694-nucleotide messenger RNA. It is a transcript of the gene mest, whose product is annotated as mesoderm specific transcript. Gene Ontology annotation, biological process: acylglycerol catabolic process. NCBI's taxonomy places the organism in Eukaryota, Metazoa, Chordata, Actinopteri, Perciformes, Anarhichadidae. Bases 236 to 1216 code for a protein of 326 amino acids. Gene Ontology annotation, cellular component: membrane. The record is from RefSeq and is a predicted model, not a curated record. The transcript has 12 exons. Gene Ontology annotation, molecular function: monoacylglycerol lipase activity.